This is a messenger RNA of Tupaia belangeri chinensis (Chinese tree shrew), 1301 nucleotides long. It is a transcript of the gene NTMT2, whose product is annotated as N-terminal Xaa-Pro-Lys N-methyltransferase 2. NCBI's taxonomy places the organism in Eukaryota, Metazoa, Chordata, Mammalia, Scandentia, Tupaiidae. The coding region runs from base 85 to 936 and encodes 283 amino acids. Gene Ontology annotation, biological process: N-terminal protein amino acid methylation. Gene Ontology annotation, molecular function: N-terminal protein N-methyltransferase activity. The transcript is spliced from 4 exons. Gene Ontology annotation, cellular component: cytoplasm. The record is from RefSeq and is a predicted model, not a curated record.
CGUUCAGAGAGAGAAGGCCUAAUUCAAAGAAAGAGCCAGGCGGGCUUCCUUGCUCUGUGGGAGCAAUUGCCGUCCCGCUGCACCAUGGCCCACCUGGGAGCCCAUUUUGCCUUCCGGUCCCGCUGGCAGAAGACAGACGAGGAGCUCUGUCGGUACAGCAUGUCCUUUGUCCUUCACAGGGCCAUCCGCGACGACUUCUUCCAGAGCUAUCUCCACCUGCUGGAGAAGAUCCCCCUGGUGAAAUUGUAUGCUUUAACAAGUCAAGUCAUCAAUGGAGAGAUGCAAUUUUAUGCUAGAGCUAAACUUUUUUAUCAAGAAGUACCAGCCACAGAAGAGGGUAUGAUGGGAAAUUUCAUUGAAUUGUCCAAUCCGGAUAUCCAGGCCUCUCAGAAAUUUCUUAGAAAAUUUGUUGGGGGGCCUGGGAGAGCCGGCACAGACUGCGCCCUGGACUGCGGCUCCGGCAUAGGGAGGGUCAGCAAGCAUGUCCUGUUGCCGGUUUUCAACAGCGUGGAGCUGGUGGACAUGAUGGAGUCAUUCCUCCUGGAAGCCCCCAACUACCUGCAGGCCAAAGGGGACAAGGUAGAAAACUACCACUGCUAUAGCCUGCAGGAAUUCACGCCACCCUCAGGGAGAUACGAUGUCAUCUGGAUUCAGUGGGUCUCCGGGUACCUGACUGACAAGGACCUUCUUGCGUUUCUCUGCCGGUGCCGAGAUGGCCUGAAAGAAGACGGCGUCAUCAUACUGAAGGACAACGUGGCCCGGGAGGGCUGCCUCUUGGACCUGGCGGACAGCAGCGUGACUCGGGACAUGGAAACGCUCCUCAGUCUCAUUGGGAAGAGUGGGCUGGGGGUGCUGGGCCAGGAGCAGCAGGGCGGCUUCCCCGAGCAGUGCGUGCCCGUGUGGAUGUUCGCGCUGCACAGUCAUGGCCGCUCCUGACCGUGGGGCACUGACCCAGCAGCGCACUCUGAGACGGGUGCCUCGUCUGAGGUGCUCUGUGUGCAGACUGGACAGAGAAGGAUGAAUGCAUGUCAGCAGUAGUGCCAGUGUUCACGAACGAGGUAACACACACCCUUUGCUGAGACUCGCACGUAGUCCUCGGAGUUUCUGAGCAAAUUUUCGGUUCCGCAGAGUGAAACAUCAGGAAAUCUGCCUUAAGAAAGUGCUGUAAACACCUAACCAUACAAGUGUACAUGAAAGCAGAAAAAAAGGAACAACUUGCACAGAUUCUAACCUGUCCUGGUCCCUGGGAAUGCGUGCAAUGGAGUAGUCCAGGAUGAUGGGAGGAAGCCCAGACCCGUCUC